AUGACGACGCCGUCUCGUCUCUAUCUCCGCCUCCUUUGCCGUUUCUCCACCGCCGCCGCCGCCGCAGAUUCGUCAGCUGCAGCAACAACCACUGCGUCUCCCGCCGCAAUCACUGUCUCCAAAGCUAAAUCCAAACUACGUAAAGUCCACGACCCCGACAAAGCCUUGGCGAUUUACAACUCCUUCUCCAAUACUAAUGCCUCCUCUCCUCAAUCCUCUCGUUACGCAAUGGAGCUCACCGUACGACGCCUCGCGAAAUCUCAACGCUUCUCCGACAUCGAAUCCUUAAUCGAGUCUCACAAAACCGACCCAAAGAUCAAAACAGAGCAUUUCCUCUCUACACUUAUCAGAUCUUACGGAAGAGCCUCCAUGUUUGAUCACGCCAUGAAGACGUUCGAGGAGAUGGACCAGCUCGGGACGCCCAGAUCCGUCGUCUCCUUCAACGCCUUACUCGCCGCUUCCCUUCACUCCGAUCUCUUCGAAAGAGUCCCCCAACUGUUUGACGAAAUUCCUCAGAGGUAUCAAAACAUCACCCCUGAUAAAAUCUCUUACGGCAUGUUGAUCAAGUCGUACUGCGACUCUGGCUCGCCGGAAAAAGCCAUGGAGACGAUGAGAGACAUGGAAGCUAAAGGCGUUGAAGUUACCAUCAUUGCUUUCACCACCAUUUUAGGAUCUUUGUAUAAGAAUGGGCAAAUCGAUGCAGCGGAAAGCUUGUGGACAGAGAUGGUGAACAAAGGCUGCGAAUUGGAUAACACUGUUUACAACGUUAAGCUCAUGAAUGCUGCGAAGGAGAGUCCCGAGAGAGUUAAGGAGUUAAUGGAAGAAAUGAGCAGUGUUGGAUUGCAACCUGAUACAGUGAGCUAUAACUAUCUUAUGACUGCUUACUGCGUGAAAGGGAUGAUGAAUGAAGCCAAGAAGGUAUACAAAGGGCUUGAUCAGGCAAACGCAGCGACGUUUAGGACGUUGAUAUUUCAUCUGUGUAUAAACGGGAUGUAUGAGCAAGGCUUGGUUGUGUUCAAGAAGAGCGCGUUGGUGCACAAGAUUCCGGAUUUCAAAACCUGUAAGCAUUUGACUGAAGGGUUGGUGAAGAAUAACAGAAUGGAAGAUGCGAGAGGAGUGGCUAGGACUGUGAAGAAGAAAUUCCCUCCGCGGUUGGUAACCGAGUGGAAGAAGCUAGAGGAGAGUCUUGGAUUGUAUACAAAGGCCAAGACUUCAUCUUCUUCUCAAACAAGAGAAGUGUUGGAUCAAGAAAGUGAGGGUGAUGCAUAA
This is a messenger RNA of Microthlaspi erraticum, 1269 nucleotides long. The record is from the annotation of a GenBank genome assembly. NCBI's taxonomy places the organism in Eukaryota, Viridiplantae, Streptophyta, Magnoliopsida, Brassicales, Brassicaceae.